Messenger RNA from Sphaeramia orbicularis (orbiculate cardinalfish), 2263 nucleotides. RefSeq names its product serine/threonine-protein kinase ULK2-like. Gene Ontology annotation, molecular function: ATP binding; protein serine/threonine kinase activity. Gene Ontology annotation, cellular component: autophagosome; phagophore assembly site membrane; cytosol. The record is from RefSeq and is a predicted model, not a curated record. NCBI's taxonomy places the organism in Eukaryota, Metazoa, Chordata, Actinopteri, Kurtiformes, Apogonidae. Gene Ontology annotation, biological process: reticulophagy; response to starvation; positive regulation of autophagy.
UGUCUGUGUUGUCGACAGGGACAGGACGUCCACUGUCUGAAGUGAUGUGCGAGAGCUGUACAGUGAUAAAAAUUGCACAGCUUUUAUCAGCAGGUUACUUAAGAGUACAUUAACGCGAAAGGACAUUUAACAGAAGCCAACGACACCGCCGACGUUAGCUGUCCUGUCUGUCUUGAUGACGAAGGAAACGACGAAGUAUUCUUUUAUGUUUCAUGGAUAAAUUGAUGCUAAGUCCUUCAUCGUCGGUGUUUUUCAGGAGGAGAGAGAUGUAUCUUGUGGACUUCUUGACGAAAAGGACGGAUAAUAAGGCCUUUAGAUGAACAACAGUCCCUUGUUGACAUUUGUUAAGAUCUUCUCAAGCUAACGUUGACGGUAGACUAGCUCGUGGAUGUUGGCUAGCAUCGUAGCUUAGCAGAUAUAAGAACGCUAAAUUAUUCAGUGUCACUAUAAAGGCAAUCUUAUUUCCUUGUUAUUAUUGCUAGUAUGUUUGCACACACAUAUGUUGGACAGCAGCUAUGACGCUAGGUGCAGCCUUAGGGUUAUGUCACUGUCAGGCUAGCAGAUAGCUCGGUGCCUCCAGCUCCUUCUGUAUGUUUGCAUGUCUACCAGUACUGGCAUCAUGUAGACGAUAUUUAUGAACGAGUUAGGUGACUCUAAGAAGAGGAAUCCAAAGCUGGUUUGCAGCUAUCCAACUGGGUCACAGCUGGCACUGAUACACUUUAGCUCGGGAUUGUUGCUAGUCAUGCUUAAAGCCGUCUUCUCUGUGUGAUGUGCAAACCUCCGAAUUAGAGGGCAUGUGAAUGCAUCAUGUCCUGACUGCAUCUUAUUUAUGCAAUAAGUUACAUCAGAACACCCUGUCAUGAAUUAAACUCGCAGUGCAAGAAGAAACGACACCAGUACUGAGUGGAUUAUUUGCUUCAGGAUUAUUUUUUGUGAAGGAGAGCAACGCAGAGUCUUAUCUAUCCACCAGUAUCAGAGGGACCAUCAUCAGCUCCUCAUAAUGGAGACAGUGGGUGAUUUUGAGUACAGCAGAAAAGACCUGGUUGGACAUGGAGCCUUUGCUGUGGUGUUCAAAGGAAGACACAGAAAGAAGACAGACUGGGAGGUGGCCAUCAAGAGCAUUAAUAAGAAGAACCUGUCCAAGUCCCAGAUCCUUCUUGGCAAGGAAAUCAAAAUCUUGAAGGAGCUACAGCAUGAAAACAUUGUGGCACUUUAUGAUGUCCAGGAAACACCCAACUCUGUUUUCCUGGUCAUGGAGUACUGUAGGGGGGAUCUUGCCGACUAUCUGCAAGCCAAGGGGACCCUAAGAGAAGACACACUGAGGGUUUUCCUCCAGCAGAUUGCCGCCGCCAUGCGCAUCCUCAACAGCAAAGGAAUCAUCCACCGUGACCUGAAACCACAGAACAUCCUGCUGUCAUAUGUGGGACGCAAGAAGUCCAACAUCAGUGGCAUCCGCAUCAAAAUAGCUGACUUUGGCUUUGCACGGUACCUCCAGAGCAACAUGAUGGCGGCCACACUAUGCGGGUCACCCAUGUACAUGGCCCCAGAGGUCAUCAUGUCCCAGAAUUAUGACGCCAAGGCUGACCUGUGGAGCAUCGGGACAGUCAUCUACCAGUGUCUGGUUGGAAAGCCACCUUUCCAGGCCAAUAGUCCACAAGAUCUAAGGAUGUUCUAUGAGAAGAACAAAAAUCUCCAGCCUAUCAUCCCAAGGGAGACUUCGCCACAGCUCAGCGACCUUUUGUUGGGGCUGCUGCAGCGGAAUCAGAAAGACAGGAUGGACUUUGACACAUUUUUCAGCCAUCCUUUCCUGGAGCCAUCAUCCACUAUUAAAAAAUCAUGUCCAGUUCCAGUCCCAAGCACCUCCAACGCUGUGACGGACAGUUCCUGCGGCAGCUCCCCAUGCAUCCGUUACAACUCCCCUCCUUCUCUCCCGGACAUGCAGACUCUAGCAGAAGACGGCUUGUCAUCCCCUCCACUGGGUCCUCCCAACUUUCUUCAGCUGUCCAAAGAGUCUGCAGGAAGCACCAGCAGCAAGAAUUCCUCCUGCGACACCGAUGACUUUGUCCUGGUGCCUCACAUCUCCACUGACAGCUAUGACCAGCCAAUGGCAGCGGGUCGCCGACCGUCCAGUGAGUUCCUCAUGUGUGGAGGGUGAGUGUAUUUUUGGCAAAGAUGUUUCAUUUGAAAUUUUCUCCCAUUUGUUAAAAUUAAGAGCCUAUGAAGAGUGCGCUUGUAUAGAAUUUGAUGAUGAGAAGCUAAAAAG